AUGGUCUCGUCACGCAAACGGAAUAUUGAAGAAAUCGACGUUGUAGAACGAGAGGAGCCAACCCUACUCCAUCGCAUUCGCAGCCAAUGGCAAUUUGCCAACCUGUGUCAAUGGAUCUUUCUUUUCGGGAAGGUCGUUAAGAUUGACGACAGUCUGGACACCGAAGAUAUCGAAACCGAAUGCCUCAAGCCAAACGCUCCCGUGCUCCAGGACAUUGGCCUGGCUCUUCUCAAGUUCAUAUCGUCGCACAGAGGCUUGACGUACGCUUCAACCCAGAUCCCUCGCGUUUUCCGACCGCUGACCAGGAGCAGGCACGAAUUGUUCGACGAGUACACCAGAAGGCAAUAUUUAGCUAGAGCGCCCGAAAAGAAUCCGUUUGGUUCCGAUGAGAUUCAGAUUCUCCAACAAAUGACACAAUGGAUUAUGCUGCGUCCCGAACGCGUAAGGGAGAAGAUGGAGGAACAGAAGGAUGUUGACCAGGCCAGCUGGCGGAUAGAACCCCUGGGUUGGGAUAGGGAUGACCGCACCUACUUUGUCCUCGAUGACAAUAGGGUAUACCGCCUCACCGAUGCUCCACCAAAGCAAGUAACACCGAAGAAGAAGUCCAAGCCGACCAAGUACGGCUCUCGGUCUAACAAGAGGCGCCGCGUCUCUGCAGCAGAGGCUGCCGAUGAACCGGAUCAAACCCCAAAAGAAUCCACGGAAGCGCCUUCGCCUACUCGCGAGGACGACGGUCUCGGUGGCAUGAAGUGGGAAUGUGUUGCUGUGACCCUAGAAGAGGUCCAAGGGCUUAUCGCCUCUUUUCACAAGACCAAGGACGACAACGAGAAGAUACUGCGAGACUCUCUGCGAGACCACUUGCUGCCCAUUUUGGAGAAGCAAGAAGAGUCGAGGAAACGCAAAGAGCAACAACGCGAGAAGGAGCUUCUUAAUUUGGCGAAAAUGGCGAAUGCCAAACGAUCAAGCAGGAUCGCUGGCAAAGUUGAACAACAGAAGCAAGAGGAGAAGGCCAAGGAGGAGGCCCAAGUGGUCCAGGCUCAACAAGUUGCUGCAAGAAAAGAGGAGCAACAACGGCUCAAACUCGAAAAAGAGCGAGAUUCGAGGCUGUUGUCCCGUGAAAAGCGCCUGAAAGAGCGGGAAGCCCGGCGCUCACAGCACGAAAGGGAACUCUCUCAGCUUUCGGAAGACAACCGCAGUGGUUCAGGUCGCGUAUCUGAACGUCGACUGCAGGCUGAGAUAGAGAAGAACAAGCGUGCGCUUCAGGAGCUCGAUGACGAAGACGAAGAGGAUGACUGGAUCUUCGACUGCAUUUGUGGCGUUUAUGGCCAGGUAGAUGACGGGACGCAUAGUAUUUCCUGCGAGAAGUGCAAUGUCUGGCAGCACAGCAAGUGCGUAGGCAUAAACUUGCCGGCGACGCGCGGAGGAGGCGGCUGCAAGGCCACGGACGACAAUUAA
Colletotrichum chrysophilum is the source of this 1455-nucleotide messenger RNA. RefSeq lists its product as uncharacterized. Lineage: Eukaryota; Fungi; Ascomycota; Sordariomycetes; Glomerellales; Glomerellaceae. The record is from RefSeq and is a predicted model, not a curated record. Gene Ontology annotation, cellular component: RSF complex. Gene Ontology annotation, biological process: regulation of DNA-templated transcription. The coding region runs from base 1 to 1455 and encodes 484 amino acids. The transcript is spliced from 5 exons.